Molecule: messenger RNA, 1030 nt
Organism: Bactrocera dorsalis (oriental fruit fly)
Lineage: Eukaryota; Metazoa; Arthropoda; Insecta; Diptera; Tephritidae
Exons: 2
Coding region: 35-1030 (331 amino acids)
Source: RefSeq, a predicted model, not a curated record
GUGUAUAGGUGGGUUCUGUUCCACAAUUGUUGGAAUGAUUCAGUUGAGCCAAGAAUUAUUCAGGGAACAAAAAGAAUUAAGUUUUAUAUUGCUUGGGAAACUGAAUCAAGACGCGUUGGAAAAUUUUUUUUAUAGGGUCCGGGCUAGCCAGGGUAUCAAUACCCAUCCGUCUGCCAAUGAGAUACAGUAUAUAGUAGCUCGUUUAAUUUCGAUGAAAAUUUUGAGGCAAAAUUUUCAAGAUAAGGGGGCUAAUUGUGAGGAUGAUGACGAUAUAAAUUUAGACUGGAACUUAGGCCCCGAAGAUCGUCAUCUCGAAGUAGAGGGAGUCGAACAUGAAACAGAGCAACUCGACCUGGAAUCGUUUAUUAUUCCAGACGAAAACUUUGUUGAAGAGGACGACACAGCUGACGUCCAGAUCAAGCGCUAUUACACAGGCUAUGGUAUUUACCAGAAAAUUUUGUGUAAAAUUCAUUGCAAAAAAUGCGCUAUGGCAAUGACAAAGACACAAAGUGAUUUAUCGCUUUAUUCGGAGGCCCUAAUCAAAGCGAAAAAUUAUAAGGAUGACGCGGAUUUAAGGCUAGUCAAUCCAAGUGAUAGGGUCUUCGAAGUGUGUCGACUGCAGAUGAUGUGGUACGUCAACCUUUUCAACAAAUAUGCUUAUUGUUCAAAUGUUCGUAGUCUGAUGUUGUCCGCAAUAAAAGAAAAAACGGAAAAUGUUUUUCCUGAGUGGUUUGACCCAACCGAUGAGUGUUUUACUCAUAAAAUUAAGUUGUUAGAAUACUUGGUAACGGUACUGUUAUUCAAAAACUCGAAAUGGUUAGUAAAAGAAGAAAUUAGUAAUGAACGACAUCGGAAGCGCGAUGCUAAACUAAAAAAACUUAACUUUUUCUUCUAUUUUCAGGUCUAUCUUGUUGUAUUUUCAGGUAUUUUUUUUUCUUAUUUUUCUCCUUUUUUAGCUUUGCAACUGAGCUUAACUUUUUUAAACACAAAUGUUGUUUCCAUCUUGUUUAAGUGCAACAUUUGUUUUUAA